Messenger RNA from Chaetomium globosum CBS 148.51, 2688 nucleotides. RefSeq lists its product as uncharacterized. The transcript is spliced from 3 exons. The record is from RefSeq and is a predicted model, not a curated record. Lineage: Eukaryota; Fungi; Ascomycota; Sordariomycetes; Sordariales; Chaetomiaceae. Bases 1 to 2688 code for a protein of 895 amino acids. Gene Ontology annotation, molecular function: NAD+ binding.
AUGCCGACAACCCACGUUGAACCGGGUUGCGACCCAUUGUUACAAGACAUUGCGAAUACAUUAUGGAAAUCGCGGAAGGUGGUUGUCAUCACGGGCGCCGGUAUUAGCACCAACUCUGGCAUUCCCGACUUCCGCUCCGAGAACGGUCUAUAUUCGUUGAUACAGGCUCAGUUUGACGAGGCCCAACAACAACAAGCCACCGACAGCAACAGCGAUGCCGACACCAUCGAACCGAGGCCAGCCAAACGGCAACGGAGGACAUAUGGCGACUCCAGUCGCCAAUCCCUUGGGGUGCCCGAGAUACCGUUUCCAGGGCUCCGCAACGCGGCGUCAAAAGAAGUCGAGCCUGACAUUCAACAACAUAAUACGAAAAAAGAGGAGCAACCUCGCAGCACGGUGGUCGAAAAUGUCAGCGUAGAAGCAGCUCCCUUCGCUUCCUCUCCUCCAAGCUUAGCCUUCGCCACUCCACGACCUCGGCCACCCCACCUCCUCGAUACUCUUCCAGCGAGCUCUUCACCUCUUUCGUCCCCACCACAAGUCACGUACGACCCCUAUCAAGAGUCGACAAAUGGGUCGAGCCAGGACACAGAGUCAAGUCGGUCGCAAAGCGAGGAACCCUCUUCGGUAACCACACCAUUACUCUCCUCGCAAAAUUCUUUCAUCUCGUCUCGAAAUUCCCUUCCGGUCAUGAAGGGGCGCGAUCUGUUUGAUUCGCAAAUCUGGUCCUGCCCGACCAAAACAUCGGUAUUCUACACCUUCGUGUCCACCCUUCGCGAGAAAGUGCGAAACGCCGAGCCGACCAGCAGCCACCGCUUCGUCAGCGUUCUCCGCGACAGCAGGAAAUUGGUUAGGUGUUAUACCCAAAACAUCGAUCAGUUAGAGGAACGCGUCGGCCUCAGUACCUCGUUAUCCCUAGGGGUAGGCAGCCGAUACCGCUUUUCUACCCGGUCCGGCCGUAACACUGGUGGGGCGAAGGGUUCGGCGAAGGGCGCUGAAGGAAUCCCCGAUGCCAGCCAAGGGUCGUCACAGAAGGACGGGGGCCAGGAAGAAGUGACACAAUCACAGGAACAGCCGCAACCGGGGCAAGCGGGCGUUGACAGGGCCCCAUCGGGGGACGCCAGCGGCGGGCUCUCCUCUACGGGGCCAAUACCACUAUCACAAACCUCAUCGGGCCCGUCUGCCGAUUCGCAGGACGCCCCAUCAUCUACGCCACCGGCGUCGCAAAGCAUCGCACCCGCAGCCCCUAAUCGCGGCGUCGAAUGCGUGUUUCUCCACGGGUCUCUAGCCGAGCUCCGCUGUUUUGUGUGCGCCCGCACCGCGUCGUGGGAAGAAGACACCCGAUUAGCAGACACCCUCGCCGGUCGACAGCCCACCUGCCCACAUUGCGCCGGGGCAACGGCUGCGCGCGAGGAACGGGGCAAGCGAGCGCUAGGGGUGGGCAAACUGCGACCCGACAUCGUCCUGUACGGAGAAGACCACCCGCAUUCCCACCUCAUCAGCCCCCUCGUCCAGCACGACCUUUCGCUCGGCCCCGACAUGCUGCUGAUUUUAGGAACGAGCAUGCGUGUGCACGGGCUCAAGAACGCCCAGCGGGUGCCGGCAUCCUCCCGGGCCCCGAAUGCACCCCCGAGAGGCGAUUUCCCCGUCCGCGACAGCGCAAGUUCCAUUUCUGCUGCGGUCAAGAGCCGUAAGCGCAAGUCGGCCGUCACAUGGCGCAUGGUACGCGGCGUCGAGACGCGUGUCUCGCUCAACGACGUGGGCGAACCACAGCCGCGCACGACGCCUGUCCCUGCCACGCCCGCUACCCUCCCGCCCUCGCCUGGGCCAGUACCCGACUCCCGGCGCCUCCCCCCACCGACGCCGACAACCCCAAAACCGCCUCCCCAGUACCAUCCCGAUCCACAAUACAAGCCCCAACCACAACCUACAACCACGGCGCCGGCCACCUCAGCCAUCGACAUGGCAAUAACCGCCGGUUUCCGCGAGACCGACCGGCUCAUUGCUCGAAUCCACCAAGAAACCCGCCUCUCCCGACCCGCGACCCCGUUACAGCUCCCACCCCUGAUCGUCCCGAACGCGUCCAGCCAACAACAACCGGCACACGCCACCCACCCCCAUAACCACCGCAAGGAGGAGAGCAAACAAAAGCAGCAAGAACAAUACCAGUACCACACCGCGAAGCUCGUCCCCAUGGAACCCAAAGUCGACUCACCCGGCCCGCGGAAGGGCAUCUCCUCCAACGUCGGCAGCCCCGUCGCGCCCGGACACAACCCCUUCUUCCUGGCCGACCCCCUGGUCGGGUGGCUGGGCUACCCGCCCGUGUGGCUGCAGCAACAGCUCGCUUCGGAGGCGUGGGCGGACGGGAAACAGCAACCAGGACAAGGACAGGGGCCAGGACGCGAUGCCGAACGGGUGACGCCUGGCCUCGGCCGGCCUGCGCCGUUGCUGAUGGGGGGGAAGGAGGUGAAGGGGAAGGGGAAGGGGAUAGGGAUUCCGCAGCUGCAACCACAGCGCCAGCUUCAACUGCAACCGCAACCGUCGCCGCAGCCGCAGCCUGAUCAGCGGGCAAGGAUGGGAGGUAGCGGUGCGGUGUCGCCGUGGUGUCCCGAUGAGCAGCUGAGGAAGGAGCAGGAGGCGGCUAUGAUGCUGUCGGCAAUGCGGGGGACGGGGACGGCUGAAUUUCACUGA